Ophidiomyces ophidiicola is the source of this 2886-nucleotide messenger RNA. RefSeq names its product phosphatidylethanolamine N-methyltransferase (gene CHO2). NCBI's taxonomy places the organism in Eukaryota, Fungi, Ascomycota, Eurotiomycetes, Onygenales, Onygenaceae. The transcript is spliced from 4 exons. Gene Ontology annotation, molecular function: phosphatidylethanolamine N-methyltransferase activity. Bases 1 to 2886 code for a protein of 961 amino acids. The record is from RefSeq and is a predicted model, not a curated record. Gene Ontology annotation, biological process: phosphatidylcholine biosynthetic process.
AUGGCAGAGUCAGUGUCCGGAGCGAGCGAUGGACUCCGAGAAAGGAAAACCCUGGCCUCUCGCGCAAAAGCGUCGUCGGCGACGCUAGAGCCGGUUAUGAACAAAAUGCGGACAGAUGAGUCGGCUGAAAAAGAGCCAGAGAACAAGACGUUUGGGAGGACUGCAGAUGGUACUGUGUUCACCGUUCCACAUACCCGCGAUAUGGUGUCGCAGCUACUUUCUCCCUCGGAGCCAAAGAACUUUUCGGAUAUUCUGGUUCUCUCAAUUCUUGCCAUUCAUAUCUCACUGCUGUUAUACCUUCCAUCAUUCCUUCGCGUGCCCAUGUUCGCACUCUUAUUUCUCUUCUGGCGGGCGGCAUACAACGUCGGCAUAGGAUGGCUGUUACACAUGCAAUCAAACCAUCGGACUCUCAUUCUUUGGGCCCGAAAGCUGAAACUAUUUGUGGAUCCAUCUACUGGCGAAAACCCUCAUCCGUUUAUAUAUCGUUUUAUUAAGCGUGAACUUGAGACGAAAAUCCCAGAAGAUUACUCAUUUGAAAACGCGCCCCUUGAAUAUAACACUUGGCUUGUUUUCAGGAGGGUUGUCGAUUUGAUUUUAAUGUGCGAUUUCACCUCGUAUUGCUUAUUUGCGGUCGCCUGUGGAAGUCGCCCUGCAGGCGAGGGGUUUUUUGUUAUGGUGCUGCGUUGGUUCGCUGGACUGAGUCUUGUUCUAUUCAACCUAUGGGUUAAACUGGAUGCGCACCGUGUGGUGAAAGACUUUGCUUGGUAUUGGGGUGAUUUCUUUUAUCUGAUCGACCAAGACUUGACCUUUGAUGGGGUCUUUGAAAUGGCACCGCACCCGAUGUAUUCGGUUGGCUAUGCUGGAUACUAUGGGAUCUCGCUGAUGGCUGCCAGCUACAAGGUGCUAUUUAUCUCAAUUGUAGCACAUGCGGCUCAGUUUGCCUUUUUAGUCCUUGUGGAGAACCCGCAUAUUGAAAAGACAUACAACGCUCCUCCCCCCAGGCGCCGCACUGUCGACCCCGACAACUCUGCGCUGGAAUAUAAUGGAUCCAGAUCAAACUCCUUCAAUAGCGACAUGACUCCUCCAAUUGGAUUCCAGUCUGCACCGCAACCGCGCUCAACACAUACUCUGAUCGGCAGCAUGGAUCUCCAUCGGGUGACUGAUCUAUCGGUUCUCCUCAUCCAAUUACUUUUCUUCGCCCUCACGAUCUUAACCCCGUCAACCCCCGUCUACCAGUUUCUUUUCGUCCUCAACGCUGCAUUGUGGAGAAUAUGGUAUUCCGCUGGUGUUGGCUACAUCUUGAACCGUCAAUCAGUCCGAAAAUCCUGGACCAGGCAUUUUGUCAAGUUUGGCGAAGGUCAGGACGAAGCUUGGAGACAAUGGAAGGGUGUUUACCACUUGAGCAUGACCACUUGCUAUGCUAGUUUCAUCGCUGCUACUUGGAAGAUGUACACUUUACCCCAAGACUGGGGCUACGGGCUGGCGAUAUUGCGACAUGUGCUAGGUGUGGGCUUAGUUGCGUUACAGAUAUGGACAUCUAUCAGCAUCUAUGAAUCCCUGGGCGAAUUCGGCUGGUUCUUCGGUGAUUUCUUCUAUGAUGAAUCUCCCAAGUUAACAUACAGCGGUAUUUACCGCUUCUUGAAUAACCCCGAACGCGUUCUUGGACUUGCAGGAGUAUGGGGCGCUGUUUUGUUGACAAACAGCCGGGCAAUGAUUUUUGUUGCGCUACUUAGCCACACUCUAAGCAUUGCGUUUAUUCAGCUGGUGGAACGCCCUCAUAUGCAAAAGCUUUAUGGAAGAAGCUUGCGACGUGAUGCCGGACUAGUUAAAAGCAUCAAAAGGUCUCUUCCAAACUCCUUCAAGCAACUUCAGGGAAGCGUUGAUAAAAUUCUUGACGAGUCUAUUGAAUUUGUGGAAGAGGUUAUUGAUACAGCGGGGCCCAGACUUACCGCUGGCGUCUCCACCCUUGUGAAGGACACUACAGCACUCUUUCACAAAUACCCAGCCAGAGUCACUGUUACGCGUUUGGAACCCGAUCUUGCCGGUUAUGAAAUGAAAGACUAUUCUCUAACCAUCGAAGGUACGCGAUUGUCUCAAUCCGACAAGCCGACUGGUGCGGGAAAAGAAAAGCCGCGAAGCUCUGCAAACACGGAAGAUUUAGUUCUCGAAUACGGGGCUCCGAUUAGGGUCAAAUGGACUGCCGCCAUGAACCAUAGUAAAAAGGACUGGGUUGGAUUGUAUAUGGUUACCCAUAACUCAUCUCGAGAGAUUACCAAAGUUUCAUCACAGGGGCGGUGGAUAGCCACUAACGAAGGUGCUUUCGAUUCGUCAACCAGUGAAACUGGGCUUGUGAGCAGUGACAUUGUUAUUAAAACCGUGAAAGACAAGAACGGUAGGGCUCGUGAAGUUGCCUCUGGGGAAAUUGUUUUCUCAGGAGACAAGUUAUGGUGGAAUCAGGGCGUGUUCGAAUUUAGGUAUCAUCACAAUGGGAAGCACAACGUAAUGGCAAUAUCCCGGCCGUUUGAAAUCCGCAUUGCAAAGUUUUCCGAGGACGAAGUUCCGUUAGACAACUACGUCGUUGUUCGACCUGCCAUCGAAGGCGCUCUACUACCCAUUGUUCAGAAUUGUUUGGAUAGAGACCCGGAAAUUGCCCCACAAACCCCCGAAGAAGCCUUUGGCUCCCAAGUGGAUAGAGACAGUAAAUACGCGAAGAGGGUUGUGUUUGCGGUGCAACAUAUGUUUGGCAUCGAGUUCGCUCCUGAGGUAGUACGUGCUGAUGGCAACGUUCGUAAUUUGGCAUGGCGCAUCUGCAAUGCUAAGAAAGUUCUCGCUCCUUAUAGCAUGUCUGGUUCGGGUGGGACGACCACGCCAACCCGAGAAGACUGA